AUUUAUAUACGACAAAUUGACAAAUCACAACAUCUAAAAACUUCUGUAAGAUCCUGAUCCUCGAUUCUGUUUUCAUAAUAAGAAGUAAACUGUAUUAGUCUUUUAAAUAACAAUUUUUGUAAUAAAUUAUUACGAUGACUUUCAUACCGAAUUGGGAAGAGUUUGAAAAGUCCGCAGAGAUGUUAUACAUAAGGGAUCCCCUGAACACUCGAUACAGUAUCAAAUAUUCCCAUUCGAAAGGUGUUUUUGUCGUUAAAAUUACAGACAACAAGAAGUGUCUUCAAUACAAAACUGAAGUGCAACAAGAUGUGAGGAAAAUAGAUAAAUUUAUAUCAAAUCUAAUAAGGCAUAUGGCAUCAAAUGACAACUGAUAGCUUAUUAGACUUAUUUUAUAAGCUUAAUAUAUUAUAAUAAACUUAAUAUAAAUAAAAUGCUCUUUUCACUGUU
Molecule: messenger RNA, 447 nt
Organism: Trichoplusia ni (cabbage looper)
Lineage: Eukaryota; Metazoa; Arthropoda; Insecta; Lepidoptera; Noctuidae
Gene: Srp9
Product: signal recognition particle 9 kDa protein
Exons: 2
Coding region: 135-371 (78 amino acids)
Biological process (GO): SRP-dependent cotranslational protein targeting to membrane; negative regulation of translational elongation
Cellular component (GO): signal recognition particle, endoplasmic reticulum targeting
Molecular function (GO): 7S RNA binding
Source: RefSeq, a predicted model, not a curated record